Messenger RNA from Anarrhichthys ocellatus (wolf-eel), 2481 nucleotides. RefSeq names its product TatD DNase domain containing 3 (gene tatdn3). Lineage: Eukaryota; Metazoa; Chordata; Actinopteri; Perciformes; Anarhichadidae. Bases 916 to 1584 code for a protein of 222 amino acids. The record is from RefSeq and is a predicted model, not a curated record. The transcript is spliced from 7 exons. Gene Ontology annotation, molecular function: hydrolase activity, acting on ester bonds.
GUGAUCCAGAGGACCACUGAGGCAGGCCGGGGUUAAGACUCUGGUUGCCGUUACAGAAGGAGUCGGAGAGUUUGACAGAGUUCUCCAGCUGCAGGAACGGUGUGUAUGUCUUCAGUGUUACGUAAUACGUUCUCAUAAACGUAUAUUAUAAAGUGUGCUUCAUGGAGAAAGGAAGGACUGCAUGAAAAAAAGAAAUGGAGCUAACGAUGAUUUAAUUAAGAAUGUACUGGCAUAUUAUGAAAUUAAAUGAAUAAAUUAAUGAUAUUUAGAUGUAAUGCACACAAUCAUUCUUCUGUGUGGUCUAACGACCUCAUAUUCUGCUCGGUCAUUUCCUGUUCUCAUUUAAUUUGCACAUGAACUAUUAUUUUCAGGGUAACUGCACUCGUCAGAUCAUUGUAGUCAAAGUGUAUCGUCUCACUAAAAUUCAAGUGAAGUGCCAGAACCUCCAAACUGCAGCGACAUUAUCCACGUCUGGUGGCUCCGUGUUUCGGCCUCCAUCCGCUGCAGGGAGGCGAGGGCCCCGAGCAGCGCAGCGUGAAGCCUCAGGUAGCUCAACAGUCUGCGCCUCACCCGUCCUUUGAUUGUUUGACUUGAUUCAUUCUGAGAGUAACUGUAUCCGGUGCUGCUCUGUGGCGGAACGCAGGAGGAGAGACGGAGGCCUCUGGAGGAGAUGAAGACGUGUAUUUAUUUUUCCUAUUAAGCUAUUAUUAUAAGUACAAAAUACAAAAUCGUAAACCUCCGGCUUUCAGGAUGUAGAAAUAGGGAGUAGCUCCCCAACGUUUCUUUAAGACUCACAAAUAGCUUUACUCUCUUUCUUUAUCUGUUCUCCUAUUUUCUGUGGUGCACUUUCCACACAUGACAGCGUGUGUUAGUGGUUGAAUAGAUGCUGUUGGAUUAAUUCAUAUAACAACAGAGAUGUCUGUUCCUCAGGAUCUGGAAGUUGCUCUGCCGCAGUUCUACAAACUCAGAGAACGCCUCGUCGCUAUUGGAGAGGUUGGUUUGGACUUCACGCCGUGGUGUGCUCCCACUCAGCAGGACAGAGACGACCAGAUGUGUGUCUUCAUUAAACAGCUGCACGUCGCCAAAGAGCUGGACCUGCCUGUGAACGUCCACUCACGAUCCGCCGCUAAGGUCACCAUACAGACCAUGAGAGAACACGGUAUCAGUCGAGCUCUGCUUCAUAACUUUGCGGGGAAGCCGUCGGCCGCUCUGGAAGGUGUGAAGGCCGGUUACCUCUUCUCCUUCCCACCUGCCGUCUGCAGGAACCAACAGGAUGCCGUUUCAAUGGCAACGGGGAACCCGAAGAAGAAGAAGCAGCAGCGCGUUCCAAAGAUCUUUCACGUUCAUCCCACGGAUGAGGGACUCUGUAGAGAGUUUCAAACACACGCAGAGGUUCUGCCUUUGUUUGUUCAACAGUUGGAACUUUUGAGAUUCUCUAAACUUUUACUUUCUCAUCGUUUUGCUCUUUUUAAAGUCACUGAAAAAAGUUCAAGAGUUAGUUUUUGUGUCUUGGUUAUUCAAUCAAACAGACGGUUUAAGAGUAAAUCUAUCAACACUGCAAUUCAAUUUUUUUAUGUAAAAUAAGUUUUGUUUGCAAAUCCAAAACUUGAAUAGCAUUGGGUUUUGCUCUCAAACCUUCUGUUUCUUUGCAUAAUACAGACGCAACCCCACAAUAACAGCAGAUGCAUGUCAUGACUCAGAGUCUCAUAUGCCAUGUGAUAUUUCUUACACACAAUAUAUCUCCUUAUAGCCAACUCGUAUCUCAUUAAUAUGGUUUCUUAAAUGACAGGAUUCAUCCAACUAUCUACUGAGAGUAAAUUGUAUUUUUUCUUCGCCCUUGUGGGACUUUGAAACAGAGACAGAGUGAGAGGUCUCUCACUCAGAGGUUAUGUGAUCCUCCUGAGAUAGACCUACAUACAGCAAAGGGGUUUCAACUGCAAAAAUAUAUAUGUAUAUUAUAUAUGUUAUAGCCUCAGCUUGUUUUUAUUACAACCUGAAUAAUAACUCCUUACUGACCAGUGUCUGCCAUUCAAUGAUUUCACGUCUCCGCUGCUGUGAUGUGGAAGUGUACUCAGGACACUGUGACGUCAUGACAGGUCACUGACAUGCUGUUUCCCAGCAUGACAUCUUCAAUGUUGCAUUAGGUCAGGGCCUAAAAUGUCAUUUGGGGGUUUACUUUUAUUUCACAAAUAUUGAAGAAACAAUUAAAUGAAUGUAUAAUAAAUGUGAGUUCCAUGUGGGAUUAGACUUGUACCUGCUGCAGUGGAGUCCCACUGGGUCAAAGGAGGAUUAGAGCAGAUAACGGUCUGAGCACAUGGUCAGACUAACUGUGAGUAAGGCCCAAGCAGCACUGUCGCAAGGAGCACAGGGAUUUACUUUUGUCAUUUAUUUCAAUGGAUUUGUUUUGUUAAUUAUUCAAGAUGAGACACUGCAGCAUUUCAUGCUUGCUGGUCAAUUUCAGAUCUUUGUCUAUUUUGUUUC